Phymastichus coffea is the source of this 3667-nucleotide messenger RNA. It is a transcript of the gene Ssdp, whose product is annotated as single-stranded DNA-binding protein 3. Gene Ontology annotation, biological process: positive regulation of transcription by RNA polymerase II. Gene Ontology annotation, molecular function: single-stranded DNA binding; protein binding. The record is from RefSeq and is a predicted model, not a curated record. NCBI's taxonomy places the organism in Eukaryota, Metazoa, Arthropoda, Insecta, Hymenoptera, Eulophidae. Bases 207 to 1484 code for a protein of 425 amino acids. Gene Ontology annotation, cellular component: nucleus. The transcript has 14 exons.
AAGCGACGCUCACCGACUCUCCAGUAGUGUGUGCGAUGCAGGCUCCGAAGCUGUUUCUCUCGUUGUCGCUGCGUCGGCGGACACUUCUAGGUUAACCAAACGUUCUUCCCACCAGGGAAAAUUAAAGUUUGGUGGUUUGUUUUUUCGGUUUAGUGUGGCUGAAGGGGUGUGUUUUGAAAAACUGUUUAACGAUAAAACGAUAGACAAUGUACUCCAAGGGGAAGGGUUCAGCCGUACCUUCGGACAACCAGGCCAGAGAGAAAUUAGCUUUAUAUGUUUAUGAAUACCUGUUACACAUUGGUGCGCAGAAAGCUGCUCAAACGUUCUUGUCAGAGAUUCGAUGGGAAAAAAACAUAUCGCUAGGCGAACCUCCAGGAUUUCUUCACUCUUGGUGGUGUGUAUUUUGGGACCUGUACUGCGCGGCACCCGAGCGUCGAGACUCAUGCGAACACAGUAGCGAAGCCAAAGCUUUUCACGAUUAUGGAUUUGUAAACAGUGGUUAUGGAGUUAAUGGAAUUGCGCACAAUGCCGGACCCGCGCCUUCGCCGCUUGGACAAAUGCCACCGAAUGACGGCAUGCCCGGCGGCCCAAUGCCUCCUAACUUUUUCAACAACUCGACAAUGCGACCAUCUCCGCCCACACACCCCUCAUCACAGCCAUCUCCCCAGCACCCCCAGCCACCCCCGCCCCCACACUCGCAGAUGAUGUCCGCUCAGUUCCCAAUGCAAGGUCCUAGAUAUCAAGGACCAGGACCACGACCAGGAAACAUUCGUAUGCCGAUGGGCAAUGAAUUCAAUGGGCCACCGGGACAACCAAUGAUGCCUAACAGUAUGGAUCCAACUAGACAAGGCGAAGCUGCAGAUUUUGUAGGGUGGCAAGGUUCGCCUGGCAUGAAUAUGAAUCCACGAAUGAAUCAUCCAAGGGCUGGUCCAGGUGGUAUGCCACCAAUGGGUCCUGGUACAUAUGGACCUGGAUUGCGAGGUCCACCGCCUAAUAGUAAUCUUGCACCUGGAGGCCCUGGUGGCCCUGGUGGUGCUGGAAUGCCGCCUAUGAGUAUGGCUGGACCAGGUGGUCGACCACAAUGGCAACCUAACACUUCGACACCAAUGAAUUAUUCGUCAUCUUCGCCUGGUAAUUAUGGUGGACCACCAGGUUCGACGGGGCCCCCCGGUCCAGGAACACCAAUAAUGCCAAGUCCGCAAGAUAGUAGUAACAGCGGAGGCGAGAACAUGUACACGAUGAUGAAACCCGUUACCGGUGGCAACAUGCCUGGCGAUUUUCCGAUGGGAGGUGGCCCAGAAGGUGGACCUAUGGGACCGAUGGGUCCAAAUACGAUGGGUCCUGUGCUAAAUGGUGACGGUCUUGAUGGCAUGAAGAAUUCGCCUGCAAAUGGUGGCCCAGGAACGCCACGAGAAGAUAGCGGUAGUGGCAUGGGUGACUAUAACCUUAGUGGAUUUGGUGGCCCCGGCGAGAAUUUUUUUUAAAUCGCAACCAGGACGCAACUAGUGGAGGAAACAAAACAAUGCAGGAUCACUGAAAGAAAAAUAUGAUAAAAAAGGACAUACCGAUAAAAUGUUCGCAUAAAAUAAAAAAAUGUCCGAAUCGUGUUUACUAUCAAUAAUGCACAGAGUUUGAGAGAAACGAGCAAACAGAUGAAUAAGAAAUAUUCUUCUUUUUUUUAAUUAUUGUUAUCGCGUUUUUAUAAAGGAACAACUGAGAAAAAAACGAAAUACGUAUAAUUGCAUUUGUUGUCACUUGCACCUACCUGCUUUUGAGGAUAGGUUAGUUUUUAAUUAAGCAGGACUUUUUAUAUUGAUAUAAAAUUUACUUAAUAUUAAUUCGAUUUCUACUGUUGUAGGCUAUUUUGUAUCAUGCUUUACUAAUACUCACGAGGUUGUAUAAAUAGGAUUUACAGUCCUAUUUUAUUAUCGUGAUUUUUAGAUUUUUACAUUGGCCCUUUUUGGUUUGUUAUUUUUUAUUAUAUCAUUAACCAUUCUAAAGCAAUAACCAGCACUUUUGACGAUAAAAUUACAAAAUCAAAAAGGGUUAUAUCUAUACAUUUACACGUAACUUUAAAAUUGGUAUAGAAAGUCUAGAUCCUAUUUAUAUUUAUUUAAGAAAUUUUAGAAAGUAAGUUAAUCAGCUGUUGCUCGUGACUGGUUAGACUGUCGUGAUUAAGAUAAGUAACUUAACAUUUUUCUAAACAAAUUCGUCAUGUAAAGAUGAACAAAUUUUUUGCUUGAAAGUAAUAACAGUUGACAAUUCUUGCCAAAUAAUUAUAGUCUUUUCACCAUUAAUAGGCAUCCAUACUUGCAUUUGUUUGCUCAUUAUAGGUUCGCGAUCGCGAAUUAAAGUCGAAUGGCAAACCGCUCAGUCAGCAAUUUAAAAUUAAAAUUUUGUUUGGUCAUCGAGAAAUUAAAAUUGAGACAUAGAAAGAUUAGUCGAAUUUAAAUAUUUCAAUUGGAUAUUCAGUGAUCAAUUAAUGCAUAUAAUGCGUAUACUAUUACGAAAAUUGUACAAAUACAGAUGACGAAUCGUACUUAAUUCUCAAACACUUUCAUAUAGCACGAAAGUAUUAAAAUUGUAGAUAGUUAGAUUGUGUGAGCAUAUAUAAUUUAUAUUGUUUAGAUAGUUACAACGCUGGAAUGCGAUUUGCCGGUCGAUCCAAUCUUUUUUUGAAAUUUGUGCGAAUUAAUGAAAAAGCGAAAUUGUACAUAGGAAUAUUGCUAUUUUUUUACAAGAACGUAAAGAUAUAGACGAUAUGAGUACUGAACCUGAUUGAAAUGAAUUGAGCGUAAGUAAUCGAAUAACUGGAAAAAAGAAAUCGACAAAAAAAAACUCUGUGACAAGUAUCUUGAUUAAAAAAAACAAAUGAAAAAUAAAAUACGAUAAGCGAAGAAGUCCAUCCGUCCGCAGGUGGUUAUAGGUCAGUACUGGACUACGAAUAUGCUGCUAUUAGUUUUUUUUUUCAAUGAUAUCUUCACGGAUAGAUAUAAUGUUGAUAAGAACGACUAAUCAUCAAUUGUACAUGGCGAGAAAGAAAACAAAAGCACGUGUAUAUCCGAUUAAUUAAUCGUUCCAGUGGCACGUUCGUCACGCUCUUUUUCCUCUCGUUAUAAUCUCUAAUAUUAAUGGUGCUCUUACUUGUACAAAUGCUUAAGGUUCAAGGAUUUUUGUUGUUGUUGAGUGUGUCGAUUUUACAAGAGUGAGUGUUUCUUUUCUUAUAUUCUUAUCUUUGCAUACUUUGCACAGAAAAAGGUGUGCACAGCUUGCCGCUGGUGCGCGUUCAAAAAGUAUACAAGUGGAUUAAGCGAUAAAGAAAAAUCGUGUGUAAUCGAUUCAGGUUCCAAGGUUCGUGUUUUAUAAAGAAGAACCUUUUCGUUGCUUGAAAAAAAGAAACCUUGCCGCUCGAUCUCUUGCCACGCUUUGAAUUGAAAAACGACGUGCUUUUUGCCAUUUUUUAGAGUGAAUUUCAACUCAGUAUUUACAUUGCACAAUACGCGCCUUGGUACCUAGGUUCUCUUAUCUCUUUUUUUUUACUUAAUUUUACGUGAUUUUAUUUUACUCCCACGUUGUAAAAAUAUAUUAUACGCCUGGUAAAGUUGAUAUAAGCCUAUGCCAAGGGAGAAAAAGAAUCGAGACAAUAAAUGUAAUCUUGUUACACUGA